Molecule: messenger RNA, 1300 nt
Organism: Aspergillus neoniger CBS 115656
Lineage: Eukaryota; Fungi; Ascomycota; Eurotiomycetes; Eurotiales; Aspergillaceae
Exons: 1
Coding region: 145-1107 (320 amino acids)
Source: RefSeq, a predicted model, not a curated record
AGAUGAUGAUACGUUUGGAGAGUUUCCAGGGCGCUUUUGUGGUCUGAUUAGUCGUGCCCUCCCCGCUGUCCAGGUCGUCGCCACUGUUUACCCAAAGUAUGAGACUCGGGGCGAGCUAAAAGGAUGCGUAAGUAACUUUCGGGAAUGGUACGUCUAGUAGCCCAUGCGAUUUUUUCCGAGUGGAUGGAGCGUGCCAUUGACCGUCAUAGGCUCCAGAACAAAGUCAUCGACUUGGAGGUCUCGAACCGAACGGCUUCACCGACAGUUGACCCUUCUGUGCAUGUUAUCCUGCUCGGGCAUUCUAUGGGUGGGAUAGUGGCUGCCGAGACCCUUCUUCUGCUUGCAUCGGAACAGCCGAUUCCUGCACCAUCUUCUGCAGAUUCUGCAACCGACUCUCUAGUGGAUUCUGAAUCUGCCGUGGGGGCGCAAUCUUUCAUGUUUCCUCACAUUCAGGGUGUUAUCGCAUUCGACACUCCUUUUCUAGGCAUUGCCCCGGGUGUCAUAUCAUAUGGUGCCGAAGGUCAUUAUCGAAAUGCCACUACGGCGUACACCGCGAUAUCAGAAGUUGCCGGCUUGUUCGGCCUAGGCGACAACUCUUCGAACAAGGCAUCUACCGACCAGGGAAAAGCUUCCAACAAAAGUCUACCUCCUUCGGCUCCUAGCUCAUCUUCAAAUGCAGAUGCUGCCGCGACACCAUCAUGGCAACGGUGGGGCAAAUAUGCCAUGUUUGCAGGAGCUGCAGGAGCAUUGGCUGCGGGCGGGGCGGCCGCGAUGUAUUCACAGCGAGACCGACUGACGGAUGGUUGGGGCUGGGUAUCAUCCCACCUGUCAUUUGUCGGUUCUUUAGCACGGCCGUCUGAAUUACGGAGGCGCCUUGCACUACUUGCCGAAGUCCAAAGGGACCGAGGUAUCGGCUGCACUAAUUUCUAUACGUGCUUGGGCCAAAAUGCAAGUGAUCUAGUGGAGAACAAGAACGUCGGGACAUCGUCGUUCAGCCAGAAGAUAAUACGCUCGAAGAAUCGCACUUUCUGCUCGCUUCCCGCGGAAGUAGAAAGUUCGGGGUCUUCCCAACAAGACAUCCGAUGGGGCCAGGGCCGUGAACGAUAAAGCUGCAGAUGAAAUCAAAGCACACAUUAGCAUGUUUUUGGCGAACGAGAAUCCAGCCUUUAAUUUACUCGUGUCUGAUGCAUGCAAAGUGCUGGUGGAGUCGGUUGACAAGGGCUGGUACGCCACGGCCACAGGGCCAAUUGAAGAGGUGGACGGGAACAUGCCGCGGUCCGACGAUGACCGUAGCAAAGAC